Closterium sp. NIES-67 is the source of this 1495-nucleotide messenger RNA. The record is from the annotation of a GenBank genome assembly. Lineage: Eukaryota; Viridiplantae; Streptophyta; Zygnematophyceae; Desmidiales; Closteriaceae.
AGAGUCGAGACCUCCGUGCACGCCUCCAGCUCGAAAUACACAAUCGAGCCUCGCUUUGCACUUGCACAACAACGCACCUUUUCCCGUGGCCACGCCUGUGAUCCUCGUUCCUCAGACAGCUCGCGUCGCGAUCAUGCGGUCCUUAGGAUCCGCUGUGGGUCAGCCUAUCGUGCAGGAUAAAGUCUUUCCUUGCGUGCGCCUGCCGUCAGCGCGCCGGUGCGCUCUCCCUCGUCCAUCCGCCUUCUUGACAACUCAUUCACGCUCUUCCCAGUGCUCGCAGCAUGCGCACGGAAGAAGGCGCCGCGAUGUUCUCAAAUCACGAAUCACUCCUUCGACAUCCCACGUCUCCACGUUUCAAGGUGAAGGGACCACGUGGCCGAAGCUGUUGGCGAUUCGAGCCGAGGCUCUGAACCCAGGUAGCGCUGGAGGCUCGGCAGCGGACCUAGCUGCUCUGGAGGAGAGCGAGCCUUGGCUCGGCGCGGUGGUCUACCGCCGGAGUGCGGCUCGUCAGGAGUUUGUCUUCGUGACCACUUUAGAGCGCCUCGCGCUUCCGCAUCUCUCCUCCCCCGCGUCCCGCGCCCAGGCCGCGGAGACACUGAUGGCGGAGAUGGCGGAAGCGGAGAGCGAGGGGGGCAGCGGAGAGGGGGAGGAGGCGGGUACUGCUGUUGUCGUGCGCAUGAGUUCCUCUAAACAGGGCCGCGAUAUAAGGCUGGACGGCACAGCGGAGACAGUGUUCGCCAUGCAAUGCCACAGGUGCCUGUGCGCCGUUACCGAGCCCAUCUAUAGCGAGUUCAACCUGCUGCUCUCCGCCUCGGCCCUUUACGAGCCCACCAAGCGCAGCCUCGGGGUCAUCCUAGACCCCUCCCCGGGCGACUUCAACUCGCUGCCAGCGGACCACGACUAUGGCGACGAGGGCGACAUGCUGGACCUAGACCUCGACGACAAGCUCUUCUUCCCCGCGGACCAGCGGAGUAUAGACGUCUCUAAGUACGUGCGUGACACGGUGCACCUGGAGAUCCCUCUCAAGGUCCGGUGCAGCCCCAGGUGCCAAGGCAUGUGCCUCGGGUGCGGGGCGAACCUGAACGUCAAGGAGUGCGCUUGCGGGGAGGAGGAGUGGGGGAGCGGGAGGGGCGGCAGCAAGGGGUCAGUGGGGGGGGGGCAGAGGCUGGAUGGGCUUGGGGCAGGCAAGGGGAAAGGGAAGGGGAAGGGGAAGGGAAUGGGGAUGGGGAUGGGGAUGGGGGGGAAGGCAGGGGGCAAGGGGUCGCUGAAGGAGCAGCUGGAGCAGCUGUACAGGCAAGGGGCGGAUGAUGAUGAUGGGGAUGAGAGGCAGGAGGGGCCAUGACAUGGGGCACGGCGAGCAGGUGGCAUGGGGCACACAUGGGGCGAGGCAGCAGUGUUUGGUCUAUGCCUUGAGAUUGUGCUGGCCGUGCGUCUGAAUCAGCCGUAUGUCCCUGUGUGCUUGCAUUGCUUUUGCUUGGACUGUUCUACAUGAUCA